Messenger RNA from Plasmodium relictum, 2553 nucleotides. RefSeq names its product conserved Plasmodium protein, unknown function. NCBI's taxonomy places the organism in Eukaryota, Apicomplexa, Aconoidasida, Haemosporida, Plasmodiidae. The coding region runs from base 1 to 2553 and encodes 850 amino acids. The transcript has a single exon. The record is from RefSeq and is a predicted model, not a curated record.
AUGAAAAUGAAUUAUACAAUUUUUAUUUUUAUAAUUUGUUGUUAUAAUAUAUUAUGCGAAGAAAAAAAUGUGAAAAAGUUGGAGUGCCAAGGUAUAUAUAUUUAUAAAGAAAAAAAAAAGAAAAAGGAUUUUUUUUUUGAAAAACCUCAUUUCGCAAUAUACAAACAUGAAGAUAGUGGUAUUUAUAAUUCUAACGAGAAUUUUAAUGGAUUAUCAAUUUUCAUAAAACAAAAAAUAAAAAAUUAUCAAAAGGAUAAAAAAAAAGUUUUUGACAACUUUUUAUGUAGGAUAUAUUACAGUGAUCAUUCUUCUUCCAUUUGUGAAGAAAUGCUGUUAAAUGGUAACAAAAAAAUAGAGAAAAAUAAAAAAAAAAAAUAUUUUGAAUAUAUUUCUUUUUUGAACAGAAAUAUUAAAGGGCUGUAUGUGAACAAUAAAUGUUUUGAAAAAUUAUAUAAAAACUGCUCUUUUAAUAUAAACGGUUACAUAAAUAAAAAUUGUUUAUCUCAUAAAUACAUUUUAUUUGAUUGGAAAAGUGAAAGAGAUAUGAAAAAAUGGGAAAAUCAUAAAAAUAAAAAUGAAAUAGAAAAUAAAGAUGUGUGGUCUUUUAUUUAUAUAUCUAAAACUGAUUUAAUAAAAUCUCUUUUUGCUUUUCAUAUAAAAAAUUUUUUUCUUUAUACAUUAAAGAAAAAAAAUGAAAGAAUUUACUUCCUUUUUAAUUUUUUUAUUACAAAUAACAUUUUAAAAGACAUAUAUGUUAUUAGUUUUAUUGAGAAGGUAGAUUUUGAUGGAAAAACAAAUGAAGCUUUUCAAGAAAAGGAUUUUACAUAUAAAUAUGUAUUUAAUAUUUCUUUUAAUAUAUAUCUCAAAAAUUAUAAAAGUAUUGAUAAUUUAUCCUUUUUUUUUUCAAAAUUUUAUUGUGAAGAUAGAAAGAAUAAAAUGUUUUUUAUGAAUAGUUUUCUCAAUAAUAAAAUAUAUAUUUAUUCGAAGGGAAGUAAUCAUUCAAUAACAUAUGAAAAUAAUUUAUAUUCAAACAGUGUUAAAAAAAAUAUUUUUUUGUUAUCUUAUAUUUAUUCCAAUAUUAGAAUUAGAAAUAAAGAUGAAAACACAAAGAAAGAUUUAUUUUUAAAUUAUGAUAUUAAGAAUUUUCCUUUUUUAGUUCAUGAUAAUUUAUACUAUGUAAAUGAUUAUAUAAUUUAUAAAGAAAAGUCAAAUGAAGUAAUUUCUAAAAAAACUAUAUCAGAUGUUUAUGUAAAUAAAGUAGUAGAAAACGAAGGUUUUAAUAAGAAAACAAAAACAAUCAUAAAUAUUCAUACAGCAAAAAAUAAUUACGAUAAUUUUUUUUUUUUAAAAAAAUGCAAAAUUAUUGUAGUUGAUUUAUAUCCUAACAAUAUAAUUAUAGAUAAAGAACAAACUGAUAGUCAUUUGAAAUUUUCAUUUGUUGAUAUAGAAAAAUAUAAAGACGAGUCUUCACAUAUUAUAACAAAAUUUGAAAAUGAAAAUUUAUUUAGAGGAAUAAAUUAUACUAAUAUAAUGAGUAAUAUACGUAAUCGCCUAUGUUUAAAUUUAGAUAAUGUAAUGGCUUAUCAAUGUAAUAGAAUUUCUCAAGGAAAAUCUAUAGAUAAAUUAUAUUUUCAUAAAAACAACUUUUCUGAUUACAUGAGAAAAGAUAUUUAUAUGCAAUAUAGAGAAGAUAUAUCUGAAAAUAAUCAUAACAUUAUAAAGAAAAGUUAUGAUGAAAAACAAAAAAAUUUAAAUAAAAUGCGUAAUUAUUUAAAUUGUAAUGGUAAUAAUUUCAUUUUUUCAUAUGAGACACCGUUGCAUAGUAGAUAUGUAGCACCUUGUUAUAGAGAUUUAAAAGAAAAUACAAAUUUCUGCACAAAAUAUGAUAUAGUAAUUAUUUCUAAUGCUAAGACUUUUUUAAUGUGUAUAGACAAUAAUAAAAAUAGACAGAAUAAUAAAUUAAGUAAAAUAUAUAACUAUAAUAAUUAUUCAAAUGAAAUUAAUAAUUAUAAUAAUUUUACAAUUUUUUCUGACUCAAAAAAUGUCUAUAUAAGUAAGGAUGAAAACAUUUUGACUAUACAUACAAAAGACUUUUAUAUAUAUUUGAAUGAAAUUUCCUUUCACUCUUUUUUUUAUCGAAAGGAAGAAGAGAAAAGAAAAAAUGAUAUAAAAUCAUAUUUAGAAAAAAAAGAGAAUUAUAAUGAAAUAAAUAAAAAUGAAGAUGAAAAUUUUUUUUAUGAAGAUAAUGUUUCUUUUAAUGAUUUUGUAUAUGUAAAAGCUAAACAUAAUAAAAAAUAUAAAAUAUUUAAUUUUAAUAAAAUUCACAAUGAUAAAAAAUUUCCACAUAAUGUUAUUGAAGCAAGUGAUGUGCAAAAAUUUGAUAUUCCUAUAUGUUACAACUUAUAUAAUUCUAAAAAAUUUAAUUCUGAUAUUAUUUAUAUAUAUUCAAUACCUAGAGGUAAUGAAAAUUACAUGUUUAUUUUAUAUAUAUCUUCACUUAUUUCAUUUCUUAUAAUUAUAUUUACCUUAUAUAUAUCUUAUAAAUUUGCUUAA